UUAUUGUUCUAGUUCCAUGGUCCCUCUUUCUCGCGGUCCCCACACGUUUCAGAAAUUAAUUGCAAACAUUAUACAAGUGGACUGCAAUGGAAUUUCUCUCUCGUUUCCCUUUCCUUUACAUUGUUCUUCAGGUUUAACUAUAAAUAGACAAAUGGGAAGAAGGUGCCAUUAAAGUAAAUACAGGAAAAGCGUUAGGAGUCCGGAGAUUGUUGGUUUUGUUGGGAACAUAAACAAUUAACUUGAUGAAGAAGAAGGUUGUAACAACAGACAACAAGGAAGUCUUCCUUGAGCAUAAGAGAAAGAAAACCUGGGAAGAUGCAAAAUCUGGUCACAAAUGCUUCAUGUUGUAUGCAAGGUCACUCUACAUCACUUGGGGUGCCCGUGAGCAUUGGAUUUGGAACAGUUUUAAAGAUACAAGUGAUGAAAACAUCGAAGUAGCCAAACUAAGCCACGUAUGUUGGCUGGAUGUGAGAGGAAAAUUCAAAAUAUCAGACCUUUCCCCUGGAACUUUAUACGAAGUUGUUUAUGAAAUCAAGUUGACAAAAUCUGCAUUUGGUUGGGAACCUCCUAUCAAGCUGAGACUAUCCCUCCCUAACGGCAGAGUCCAAGAAAGGCAAGUCAGCCUUUUGCAGAAGCCUAGAGGGCAAUGGAUGGAGCUCAAUGUCGGCAAUUUCUGCACAGAAGAAAACGAAGAAACAGGAGAAGCAAGAGAAGUUUGUUUUGAUCUCUAUGAACAUGGAGGCCAUUGGAAAAACGGACUUGUUAUCGGGGGUGCUAUUUUAAGGCCUAAAAGCUAAAAUCAUUACUUGAAUAACAAACUAGUUUUAACUCCUUUUCACACUUUUGUAUUCAUGCUUGUUACAGCUGUUAUGUCUUUGUUUUAUGGGAUGAUUUUUUUCGACUGAA
Durio zibethinus is the source of this 906-nucleotide messenger RNA. RefSeq names its product protein PHLOEM PROTEIN 2-LIKE A1-like. Gene Ontology annotation, molecular function: carbohydrate binding. Lineage: Eukaryota; Viridiplantae; Streptophyta; Magnoliopsida; Malvales; Malvaceae. The record is from RefSeq and is a predicted model, not a curated record.